This is a messenger RNA of Jaculus jaculus (lesser Egyptian jerboa), 823 nucleotides long. It is a transcript of the gene Slx9, whose product is annotated as SLX9 ribosome biogenesis factor. Lineage: Eukaryota; Metazoa; Chordata; Mammalia; Rodentia; Dipodidae. The transcript is spliced from 6 exons. Gene Ontology annotation, biological process: maturation of SSU-rRNA from tricistronic rRNA transcript (SSU-rRNA, 5.8S rRNA, LSU-rRNA). Gene Ontology annotation, cellular component: nucleolus; preribosome, small subunit precursor; 90S preribosome. The coding region runs from base 1 to 651 and encodes 216 amino acids. The record is from RefSeq and is a predicted model, not a curated record.
AUGGGGAAAGUGAGGGCGCUGCGGGCCCGUGUGCACCGGGCGGCCGUGAGGCCCGAGGCGGAGGCCGCGCCGGGUCCCGCGCCCCUGGCCCCGGCCCAGGAGCCGGCCUCGGCGGGCGGAGCGCAGGGAAAGGACUGGGCGUUCGUCCACACUGACAUCUUUGCCAGGACGCAGAUAGACCCCAAAGCCCUGGUGCAGAGGCUGGAGCUGGACCAGAGGAGUGUGGCAUCCCUCAAGAGAGGUGCAGAACCAAAGGUCAUCUUACCCAAGAAAGAGAAACUGAGGCUACGGCGUGAGCGGUGGCUACAGAAAAUUGAAGCCAUUAAGCUGGCUGAGCAGAAGCUCAGGGAAGAGCGGAAGCGCAGGGCCACAGUGGUGGUGGGGGACCUGCACCCGCUGAGGGAUGCUCUGCCCGAGUUGCAGGAGCUGGAGGCCAGCAGCCGGUGGCAGACCAGGGGCAAGGUAGCCAGGAAGCCAAGGCCAGUGGAGCUCAACCGGAUGAGCACAUCCCAGAAACAGCAGCUCCUUGAGGAAGAAAGAACUCGGUUUCGGGAGCUGCUGGCCAGCCCAGCCUACAGGGCCAGUCCCCUGCUUGCUAUUGGGCAGCAGCUGGCCCAGAAGAUGCAAAUGGAAGGUGGUGGACAGCUCUGACCAACAUAGUGUGCACCAUGAACUCCCGAGGCUGCAGAUUCUGCAGAGGUGCCAGGCAGCUCUCAAGUCCUGUUUUGAGUCUGGAGUGGCCACCUCACCAGCCUUGCUCAUGAUGUGAGGAGUGGGGAAGGAGAGCCAUGUGAGGACAAAUAAAGUGCUUUGUGGACUCUGA